AUUUUUGGAUGCUAUUUUUCUACCAGCUGUCAUCGCAGCACCAAAUUUUAUACUGAUCCUGUUGAAGCUGUAAAAGAUAUACCCAAUGGAGCAACUAUACUUGUUGGUGGUUUCGGAUUGUGUGGGAUUCCAGAAAACCUCAUUGGGGGCUUACUGAAGACUGGAGUAAAGGGACUGACAGCAGUCAGUAAUAAUGCAGGUGUUGACAAUUUUGGACUUGGUCUUCUGCUUCAGACUAAGCAGAUAAAACGCAUGGUGUCAUCAUAUGUUGGAGAGAACGCUGAGUUUGAACGCCAGUAUUUAUCUGGUGAGCUUGAAGUUGAGCUUACGCCUCAGGGUACUCUUGCUGAACGUAUUAGAGCAGGAGGAGCAGGAAUCCCAGCAUUUUACACCAGUACUGGCUAUGGGACGCUGGUCCAGGAAGGGGGUGCGCCUAUCAAAUACAACAAAGAUGGCACUAUUGCCAUUGCCAGCCAGCCAAGAGAGGUGCGAGAGUUUGAUGGCCGUCACUUUAUUCUGGAGAAGUCGAUUACAGGAGAUUUUGCUCUUGUGAAGGCAUGGAAGGCUGAUCGUGCGGGAAACAUCAUUUUCAGGAAAACUGCAAGAAACUUCAACCAACCUAUGUGCAAAGCUGCCAAGACAACUGUGGUAGAGGAGAGACAGCUUUUGGUGAUGGACCCCUCUUUUUUGGACAGAAUUGUGACAACCCAAAGCCACAGGAAGAAAACAUGGAGAAUGUCUCUUAGGAAGACUGAUUUUGUGAGCUUAGAGACUUGCUAG
Messenger RNA from Pterocles gutturalis (yellow-throated sandgrouse), 780 nucleotides. RefSeq names its product succinyl-CoA:3-ketoacid coenzyme A transferase 1, mitochondrial-like. Gene Ontology annotation, cellular component: mitochondrion. The transcript has 8 exons. The annotation marks the transcript as partial. The record is from RefSeq and is a predicted model, not a curated record. NCBI's taxonomy places the organism in Eukaryota, Metazoa, Chordata, Aves, Pterocliformes, Pteroclidae. Gene Ontology annotation, molecular function: succinyl-CoA:3-oxo-acid CoA-transferase activity.